AUGGAAGGAACAACAAACAAAGACAUAGGCAGUGGGAGCUCCAGACCUGGUGGAGAGGUAAGUGUCAGCGACGAGAUCCAAAGAAGAUUUAUGGAGAAGAAAUGGGUAUGGGCUCCAAGCUCUAAGGAGGCCUACGUGUGCGGGUUCGUUGUGAAGGAGGAGGGAGAUGUUCUUGAGAUCGACUGCAGGGGAGUUAUUGUAAGGCACAAGAGCUGUGAGGUGUUCAGAAUGAACCCGCCGAAGUUCGACAUGGUUGACGACCUUGCCGAGCUGAGCUAUCUCAACGAGCCGGGGGUUCUCCACAACCUGAGGAGAAGGUACCAGAACGGGCGCAUAUAUACCUAUUCGGGGCUGUUUCUCCUUGCAAUCAACCCGUACAAGGACCUUCGGAUAUACGGGGAGAAGGAUGCUAGGAAGUACACUCUGAGCAAGAAGUAUGAACUGGAGCCGCACAUCUUUGCAGUUGCGAACGAGGCAUACAGACUAAUGCUUUCAAACAGGGAGAACCAGUCGAUUCUGAUUACAGGAGAGUCUGGGGCAGGGAAGACAGAGAACACAAAAAGAGUGGUUGAGUUUCUUGCUAUGGUGGGAGGCUGCAAGGGAAUGGAGGUCAGCAUUGAUCGGCAGAUAAUAGAUGCAAACCCGAUUCUGGAGGCGUUUGGAAAUGCACAGACGGUGAAGAACGACAACUCCAGCAGGUUUGGGAAGUUUAUCAAGAUCAAGUUCAACGGAGGCAAUAUAUGCGGAGCACAUAUCGAGAAGUAUCUUCUGGAAAAAUCUAGAGUGACGAGCCAGAACAGGAACGAGAGGAACUACCACAUCUUCUACCAGCUCCUUGGAUGUGACGAUCAGAUGCUUAAGAAGCAGCUGUUUCUGGAUGGAGAGCCAAAGGACUACAGGUUCCUUAAGGAUUCGCGAUUCAAGAUUCCGGAUGUCGACGAUGCAAAGGAGUUUAGGAGCCUCCGGGAGUCCAUGAGGGUCUUGGGGAUUGGAGAAGAAGAGCAGAUUGGAUAUUUCAAGAUUGUGUCUGCGAUUCUCCAUCUCGGAAAUAUUGAGUUUAGGGAGAAGGACGGGGCUGCAGAAAUAGCCAAUCUCGACGUUGCGGAGAAGGCCUGCAAGCUUCUCAGCAUUCCUCUUGCAGAGUUUAUCAAGCGGCUCAUCCACCCUGUGAUUAAGGCCGGGAACGAGUAUGUUGCGCACAGCAGGAGCAGGGAGCAGGCUCUUAAGAUUGUUGAUGGGCUGUCCAGGAUUCUCUACGACAAGAUGUUUGAGGGGGUGAUAGACCGAAUCAACAUGUCGCUCGACUCCCCGCACAAAGGCAACUUUAUUGGGGUCCUUGACAUAGCAGGGUUUGAGAUCUUUGAGAAGAAUUCGUUUGAGCAGCUUUGCAUAAACUACACGAACGAGAAGCUGCAACAAUUUUUCAACCACCACAUGUUUAUUCUUGAGCAGGAGGUGUACAGACAAGAGAACAUUGAGUGGGACUUCAUUGACUUUGGGCUUGAUCUGCAGCCGACGAUUGACCUGAUAGAGAAGAGCAAUCCGAUUGGGAUUCUGAGCUACCUGGAUGAGGAGUGUGUGAUGCCGAUGGCGACGGAGAAGACGUUUCUCGGAAAGCUGAUGAAGAACAUCCGGGAUGAGAAGUUUGAGGUUGAUAAGAUCCGGGAUGCUUUUGUUUUGAACCACUAUGCAGGGGAUGUGGAGUACACGGUUGACGACUGGCUGUCGAAGAACAAGGACUCGCACUCUGAGGCGCUGACGUCGUUGAUCCGGGCAUCUGGGAGCGAGCUGGUUUCAAGGCUAAGCCUAAACGAGGAGGCGGUCAAGAAAGGGUUUUUCCGAACUGUCUCGCAGAAGCACAAGGAACAGCUUGCAUCGCUGAUGUCUGAGCUCCGUAGAACAAAUCCUCACUUUGUACGGUGCAUAAUCCCGAACCUGGAGAAGAGUGGGGAGCACCUGGACAACGGAAUAGUUCUUGGGCAGCUGAAGUGCAAUGGGGUUCUCGAGGGAAUAAGGAUCAGCAGGCAGGGGUUUCCAUCGCGGAUGGGGCAUCGGGAGUUUGUCCAGAGGUACAGGAUAAUGAUGAAGGAAAAGAUCCUUGUUGACGAGUCCUGGGACGAGGGGGUGUGCAUGGAGCUUUACAAGGAGAUUGGGGGGAAGAUCUUAUCUGAGAUUGGGAUUAGUACAAGCCAGUACAGACUCGGGCGGACAAAGGUGUUUUUCAGGCAGGGAGUUCUUGCAGAUAUCGAGGACAUGAGGGAUGUCAAGGUUUCUGAGGUGGUGAAAGAGAUCCAGGCGCUUAUUAGAAGAAGGCUUGCAUUCAGGAAGUACAACCAGGCGCAAAGAAGGAUGCAAGGGAUUCUUGUUAUUCAGCGGAAUGGCAGGAUAUGCUGUGACCUACAGAGGUGGAAUUGGUGGAGGCUAUACCUGAAGAUCAAGCCACUGUUGGAUGUUAGGAAGAGGGAUGGGGAGAUGAAGGAGAAGGAAGCAAUGAUCCAAGAGUACGCGCGAAUGCUUGAUGCGGAGAAGAGCAGGAGAGAAGAGGUUGAGGAUAUGCUGAAGGCGAUGAGUCUGAAGAGGGAGUUGCUGGAGAAGAGUGUCGAGGAUGAAAAGAGGUUUUCUAUGGAAAAGGACGAGCUUCUGAUGGCUCUGAGAUACAAGAGCGAUGAGACUGCACAGGAGCUUGAGAAAGCCCGGAAGGAGGUUUUUGACGGGCAUGAGGAGAGGAAGAUGUGGGAGACACGGGUGAAUGAAGUGGCUAUACAACUGGAGGAGAAGGACUCUGAGAUUUUGAGGCUAAGAAGAGAAGUGUCGGAGCAGAAGGGAGCUCUUUCGCAGCAGGAAAAAGAGAUAUGCUCUCUUCGGGAGGAAGUGGUGAGCAAGCUGAGUGAGAAGGAUGCGAUGGUGGAGAAGAUGUUGCGGGAGAGAGAUAGCGAGGUUCAGGCAUUGAAGGAGAAAGUCAAAGAGAAGGAUGCAGAGGUUGAGAGGAUCCUCGAAGGUAUGAAGAGGAUGGAGAGGGAAGGCGAGGAAAGAAACAGGAUGCUGAAGGAGAACGAGUCAACGAUUGAUGAGCUCAGGACGAGGUGCUUGAAUAUGAAGAGAUGGAAGGAUGAGUAUGCAGAGCUACGAGAGGACUAUGAGGCUCUGCAGAAGAAGCUGAAGGACGAGGUUGAGGAUAUGCAGGUGGAGAACGAUAGGCUCCACAACGAGAUACGAAAGAUAAGCAAGGAACGAGAAGAGCUUGGGAGGAUGCAGAAGAAGCUCCUGGACGACCUUGAGUUUGAGAGGAACAGGGGAAGCAAGCUUGAGAAGGCAUUUCAAGAGCUUCGGGGAGAGUAUGAGGCUGUUGAGGGGCAGCUGCAGAAGGAAAGGCAGUUCCGAGAUUCGACACAAGAGUCUCUGCUGGAAAAGACGCGAGGCCUUGAAAGGAGGGUUAAGAGUCUCAAUGAAAAGCUGCGGCGCGAGGAAAUGGCGAACAGGCAGCUCAUGAGCGAGAAGGAUGAGAUGUACAGGGAGAUCCAUGUUCUGCAGCAGUCGAAACUUGACGAGAUUUUUGACAGGGAGGCAGGAUUCAACAGCAUCAAGAAGAAUCUUCAGAUGGAGAUCCAGAGGCUGGAGAUGGAGAAUCAGAGACUAAGUGUGGAUCUGAUGGAGGCGAAGUGCAUGGGGGAGGCCAGUGAGGAGAGCAUCUCUGCUACGGAGCGGUUCUGUGGGAUGCUUGAGGAGGAAAGGAAGAAGAGAAAGGAGAUUGAGUAUCAGGCGUCUGAGCAUGAGAACAGGAAUGUGAUACUGAGCAGUGAGGUUGAGAUGCUGAGGGAGAUGGUUGAGAUGGAGAGAAGAAGCAAGGAGGAGGUGAUUCGGGGGCAUGAGAAAGAGACGGGGCUGUGCAAAGCGAUUGCCGGUGUCAGGAAGGAGGUUGAAGACCUUGGAAAUGAAAUUGACAUGGCUAUUGAGGGGUUUAACGGUAUGUACCUGAAUGUCCUUGACGGGUACAAAAGGGAUCUCAAGGAAUGCAAGGAGCAGGUGAUGAGCAAGGAGCAGGUGAUUGAGGAGCUGAAUGGCCGGAUUGUGAGGCUAGGUAGGGAGGUUGAGGAGAGAAAGGAGAUUGAGGAGGAGAUGAGCAGGAAGGUGCACGGGCUAAUGAAGCAGUACAAUGGCGUGAUGAACGACUUUUCACUUUUAAGUACAAAGUGUAGCUCUCUUGAAAGGACGGUGUCUGAGAAGGAGGAGGAGAUUAAAGGAUACAGCGAGAGAUGCAGUGAGUACGACAAGAGGUUUGAGGGCCUGGUGUGCAGGGUUGAUGAGGAGAUUGAGAACCUUCGCAGGUCUGACGAAGAAAGGAGAAGGUGUGUGGAAAAGCUUGAGAGCGGCCUGAAUGGUAGCAUUGCAGGGAUAAGGAAGCUUGAUGAGAGGUACAAGGCACGGAUUGAGGAGUGUGCGCAGUCUGUUCUUGAUGGAGAGAGGAGAAAGCUCAAGGCGAUGGAGGAGUUAUGUGAGCAGCUGUCAAAGAAGCUUGGGGAGCUGGAGGAAGAGCACCAGGGCCUCCUAGACGAAAAGAUGAAGGGCUUGCUGAGGAUUGAACAGCUUGAGGGGGAGCUGUGUGCCUUCCGAGAGAGCGAGGUGCACAGGCAGGACAUGAUUUCGAUGUAUGAAUCUGAGAUUUCGACUUUGAAGCGAUGCACAAGAUUCAAGGACGAAGUUCUGGGGUCACUCAGCGGGGAAAGGAAUCCAGUGGUUGUGCAUGUCAGCGACAAGGAGAAGUGCCAAGUGCUGGACCGCAAGAGGAUGACUGUCGAGCAUGAGCUGGCAAGAGCAAACGACGAAAGGCAGUCUCUGAUGGCCAUUAACAAGAAGCUCCGAGAAGAAGUGGAAAAGCUCCGGGGAGAGAUUGAUGCUGGCAGGAGUAAGAUGUUGGAGAUGAAGAAGAAGCUAGGGUGCCAAUCGCUGGCCGUGGGCCACCUGAGUAGAGAGCUUGAGGAGGAGAGAGAGAUGGUGAGGUUUUUCAGGACUCUUGGAGGAGCACGGAAGAAAAAGGUGUGA
Molecule: messenger RNA, 5040 nt
Organism: Encephalitozoon cuniculi GB-M1
Lineage: Eukaryota; Fungi; Microsporidia; Unikaryonidae
Product: myosin heavy chain
Exons: 1
Coding region: 1-5040 (1679 amino acids)
Biological process (GO): actin filament organization; vesicle transport along actin filament
Cellular component (GO): myosin complex; cytoplasm; vesicle
Molecular function (GO): ATP binding; actin filament binding; microfilament motor activity
Source: RefSeq, marked provisional